Molecule: messenger RNA, 5130 nt
Organism: Seriola dumerili (greater amberjack)
Lineage: Eukaryota; Metazoa; Chordata; Actinopteri; Carangiformes; Carangidae
Exons: 9
Coding region: 89-3130 (1013 amino acids)
Source: RefSeq, a predicted model, not a curated record
CAAACACAAGCCAAUACGCAGCUAUUUUUCGGUACAAAAAUGAACGUGACUGCAGGGGAAAAAUACUUCGACCGGCCUGACUGACGACAUGAGACAACCUUUGCUCCUUAUCAGCCUGUCACUGGCAGUUCUCCUCUCUGUCGACGUGCUGCUAGCUCAGGACCAGGUACAGAUCGAGUUCCAGAUCGACCCGGUGCUGGUUCAAACUGGUACUGAGAUAGUGUUUACAGUGCUGACAGUGCCUCAGAUCCUGUCUGUGACAUGGGAGUACCAAGGAGGAGUGGCUCUGGGUGUGUGGGCUGGGGGAACAGCAGUGGUUGAUACAGUGCCCCAGUUCCAGGGCAGGGUCACCAUCACUGCCACCCAGCUCCGAAUCGGAAGCGCCCAGCUCCGAGACGCGGGGAACUACACAGUGAAUGUGGUACCCAUUGCUACCACAGGCCUGACUUCUAACUCCAGAUCAAUACAGCUGAGGGUGUUUGUUCCAGUGGCCGGGGUGAGUCUGGCUGUUCCCUCAGUGGCGGUGGAGGGGAGAAAUGUGUCUCUUAGUUGUACAUGGACUGCUGGGACAGAGACUACAGUCCAGUGGGACAAAGGAGGCACAGCCAUCACUGCAGACUCCAGGAUCACCAUCUCAGGUGGCUCUCUGGUCAUCAACCCAGCCAGACGGGAUGAUGCCGGGGAGUACACAUGUAUCGUCAGCAACCUUGUCAGCGCCCAAGCUGCCACAGAGAGCCUCACUGUCUUCUAUGGCCCGGACACCCCUGUACUGACCAAGGAAACGCCAAAAGAUUGUGUCGGUGGAGGGGAUGUGUUGUUGGGACAGGCGGCGCGCCUCACCUGCAAUUCUGACUCGCUGCCCCCUGCCCUCUUCUCAUGGCAACGUGAUGGGCAGACUGUAGCAUCGGGCCAGCCGGGCAGCGGGGUGCUCAUCCUUCAGACUUUCUCAACCAAUCAGAGCGGCCGGUACAUCUGCACGGCCAGAAACAGCAUCACUGGAGGCACAUCGGAGCAGGGGACAGACUUGGCCAUCGUGGACACGUGUCUGAACGUAGGGGAAGUGGUGGGGAUCGUGAUUGGAAGUUUGCUGCUGAUCAUAAUCAUUGUGCUCCUCAUCCUGCUCAUUGUUUUUCUCUUGCGAAGGAGGAGGGCUCAAAGGGAUACUCUGGUUUAUCCGAAGACAAACCCAAAUCCCCAUCUUAUACCUCCAGAUCCACAACCUAAUGGUGCAAGGGAAUUGGGCCAAGGUCCCCACCCCACCCUCUAUCACACACACACCCGCCAACCUGACCGCCUAUACACCGCCGCGCGUGAAAACCGUGGCAACUCACAGGCACUGCCACUGAACGGCCUGCAUAUCUCUGACACACACCAACACAAUGAUCAUACCCACACAAAUGGAGUCCGACACAAUGCUAUUCAGAACACCAAUUCAUACCCACACAAUGGCAUUGACAACCCGGCUUUCACACACACUGAUGCUCAGAAUGCAAACACACUCACAAACACACAGCGGCAAAACUCUAACAUUCUCAUACAGGCAGGCACUGCCCAGGGCGGCACCCAACCUCCGGCGGUCCACGUCAGCCUUAACACACUGCCACAAACUGCCCAGCAUAACAACAAUGCACAUAUGCCCACCAUUCAUGUCAAUCUUAACUCAUACCCAGCCAACGGCCAACAGACUCAGCAAGACAGCUUAUUUCCUCUUAACAACACAGCUAAUGUCAACGCUUCACAAACCCAACAAAACCUGCCACAUACAGAGCAAUCAAGUCCCAGAAUGCAAAGUGGGCAAUCCUACCCUAGUGACUCCCGAGUGAAUGGUCACAUAGACGCAGCUCAGCCUGGACUUAUACCAACUGGAUACACACAUUAUAACAGUAAUAACAUUUCCCAGCGAAAUGCAGACACACAGACCUACCAGCAGGACACAGGCCAUCACAGCCGCUCUGACAGAAACUCAGAAAGACAUGAUGCCACGCCGCGCUCCGCCCGUCGACAGGUGCCAUGGGAUCACCUCCGAGGGACACCUUCGUAUCCUGGUAUGCAUCAAAGAGGACAAUCAUCACCUGAGAUCCCCUCUGACACUACAGACUACACUGCCCAUCCUCCCAUGCCAGAGCUAAGAACGCCAAACAGAUCUCAGGCUCCACCUCAGAGCCAAAACACUUUGUGGAGCAGAGCUCCAACCAGACAAGAGGCACCAUCAGUGCACAGACAGUCGCAAAGCCGUUCAGCUGAUCUUCGAAGCCCAAACACUCGCAAUGUAACACAGCUUGAGGCUGCACACAACACACACAGAAGCCCCCGCACACAAAGGGAGAGUGCUCAGCGAGACAUCAGAGAUCCGCCUCGUAGCCAGACCGCCCCCAGGCAGGAAGCCACACACAGAAAUAACCCCCAGGCGCUGCCUCUCAUGAGCCAGCAGGCCUCUGUAGGACACUCUACCAUGUCACAAAGACCCACAACACAACAGGGACUGACUACACCACAGGGUGCAGAUACAAGAGUUUUGGCUGAUCCUAAUCACCUUCCACAGGCACACAUGGCCCACCAACAUAGAGCAGCACCGCUCCAAACACCACCACAAGGUCUGGGCAUGCAGUCACAGCCUGUCAUACAUGGUGCCAAUCACCCUAGCCAAGGAGGCACAGUUCCAGUCCCAUACCAUUCUGCCCAGCCUAAUUCCAGUAACCUAACCCAGGCCGCACUUAAAUCCCACACUGAGAAGGCGCAAGUAUUUCAGAAUCGGAAACAACAGACCCAGGCUGCCCUGCUUCACCCAGGACUGAAGGCUCAAGCUCCUGCCGCUGGGGCUCAGCAUCCACCAAUUCCUCCUCCUGUUAUACCCCUCGCACAGUUCCAGACCCUCCCCAAGGAGCGCACUCAACACAAAUCCCCAACUAGACGUCCUCACCCCGCCAGGCCCCCCGUCAACAUACCAGUGGCUCAACGAAACCUACAACAGCGGACCAAUGCACAUCGCCAUCCUGGAAAUGGCCAUGUGCAUGUCGGUGCACACAGGCAUGCCCAUGCCCACACCCACACCCAUGCCCACGGCCACGGGCACCCUGCCCACUUCACCAACCCACGACAGCAACAGGCUCACAGAGGGAGACCAAGAUGAUGACAGAUGUCAGCAGACUACACUCUAGAACCGUCCCACAUCCACUGACACAAACAAACAGCUGACAGACAUGAUCCAAUAUACCACCAAGCAAGACUGACUGCGUAAGGUUCUGCACUCAGAAAAGCUGUCACGCCAUGGUAUCUCAUUACUAAAGUCAUUGUUUUUUGUUUGUUAGAAAUGAAUGUGUCUUCCAUGGGGAUGAUAAAAUGUAACUUUUUUUUAAUUCAGUCCUGCUUGACAAAUCAUCUCUAAGAUGAAGGCUUAAUCUGCCCUUUUCUAAAUAUUUACCAGUAUGCCAAAUGAUACAUGAAGGAUUUUCACAGAAAAUGUUCCUCCGUCAACAAAACCUCUCUCCAAACACACACAGACUCAGACCCACAUGUAUUGUACUGUUUUUGUUUUCUGGAGCGCUGGUCGAGCUUCAAACUUUGCCAAGAGUCUGCACAGAGAAGACAAGUUCAGUGAUCCAUAGCUCCUGACCAAGCUCACGUCCACUCAUGCAUUCCUCAUGAAAACUAAACAACCCUACCUUGACAAAAUGCUCUUGAGGUGCUUGCAUGAAUAUCUGUGUCUUAGGAAGGUCUAAUAGUGACAAACAGUAAAGUAAAUGAGAAGGGGACCCUGCCUUGACCCUUAGGAGCAGUGACAAUUAUGAAAGAAGAAAUUAGCCGUAGGGGGCUGGUCUUAAUCUACGUGGAACUAUUUAUUUUGCACCCUCUGUUUACAGAUGCCUCUUACUUCACUUCUCAAUUAAGGAGAUUCGCCUCAGUGCCGCUCGGAAGUAAUGCUCAGCUAACUAUGAAGGGGAUACGACGACUGGAUGGCGCUUAUUAAUUAGAUGCUUUUAUGUGACUUAAAUGACUUGGAAAAUAAUCACACCCGCGUUUGAAUGAGGGCUUCACAAAGACCUGAGCUGCCAUGCUUUCUGCUGAAAAAGCACAGUGUUGCAAUUUACUUUUCUUCACUGGGUCAUGGACAGCACAUUAAAAAUGAUUGGACGUCAUUCUUACUUUUCGGAUUAUGUAUUAAUUGGUUUAUAAUGUUUGUUUUUUUUUGUACUCAGGGGUGUACUUGUGUAAACUGGUUAUUUAGUUUGCACCAAGUGAUAUCAAUGCUAUUGUGAUGAAAUGUGAUCAAAUUCAUCUGUACUUUAAAAAAUAAGGCUGGUGAUAGUCUAUAUUUUUCUUAUUGUCAAUGUCCCAUGUCAAGACUAAAACUAACCAUGACCCGAUUGUACUCACAAGUAUUGUGUGUGUAGCCAAACUCAUUCUAAAGCUGUAGACAAGAGCUCCACUGUUGUCCAGAUACUAAUAAAAACAGAUUAACCAGCCACACUGUUGUACUGGGAGACAUGGUCCAUCAUUACGGUAAACAUGGUCGCAGCAGUUUGUUUGAGUUAAUUGCACAUAUAUCAUCAUGCUGCUGUAACUACUCACUAGAGCACCAAAUGUGUAUUAAUCCCCCGCUGAAAAUAGUCCCAGACAAAUGCGCUAUUUAAUGCUGUGUGAGCAACGUUUCCUAAAAGCUACAGUGCCCAGCUGUUUCUGGAAAUGAAUUAGCCCCUUUUGAAAACAAAACUACAUAUUUGCAACCUGUUUCUGAAGUUUUCAGUUUUCAGUAGAAACAAAUAGACGUUGAGAGACGAAUUAGAGCCCAGUUGGUUUUUGUCUUUUCAUGGGACUUGUUGAGAAUUAAAAAAAGAAAGAAAGAAUAAUCCGUCUUUUGAUAUCAAAAUACAUAUUGAACACAUCACAUCUGGUGGCCCCAACCUUACAUCUGGAGCCUGAGAUUUAUGUUACUGCCUUGAAAAAUUGUGCCGUUUUUAAAAAAAUUAAUGCUUGUAAAUAAUUUAUACAGAUGUUGAAUAUCCAUGUGUGAUGCUUCAAGCACACUAUUAUUAUUUAUCUUUGCUCCUCAGGAAGGGUUUGUACAUUGUGCGGGUUUUAUGAAAUGUUCCAAGAUCUUAUUUUAUCAGUAACAAUAAAGGAUUUUUGUCA